GUUUAGGACUCUUGGUGUGGGAUCCACUUUUAGAUUUCUUUCUUUCUUCGAUUUGAUGAUUUAGUCCCUAGCAAAUUUUAAUUUGCAGCUGGAAAAACGGGGUUGUGUCCAAUUUAAUAAAGACAAGAAAAGAUUGUCGUGAUUCUGCGUUUGUUUCUUGAUUUUGCGGUUGAAGAAGGAUUGUAUUUGGUCGAAAUGCCUGCAAAUUAAGACUCAGUUUCUGUUGGGGUUUAAUCUUGGCAGAGGCAGAAUCCAUUGUGCAAAAGGAAGAGAGAGUAACUUCCAGCAUUUCUUUCUGUUUCUUUCACAAUCGGAAAACAUGGAAGAUGAUAUGUUACCAAGAAUCACAGACGUUCCCAGCAAAAAAAGGCAUGAAUUCUUGAUGAGAAAGCUGAGGCUCUGCUCGGUAGUUUUCGAUCUCAGCGUCCUCGUAGCGUACCGGAGGUCCAAUAAAUCUCUUACAGAGUUCAAACAGAGCGGAGGUCCUUACGAGGAGUUAACUAAGACCAUGGUUAGAGCCGGUGACAAGAAUGAUACGCUUGAAGAGCUGAUGGAUUAUGUUCCUACUCUUGAAUCUCUUCCUGAAGAUGCAGUCAGCGAAGUCAAGAACAUGGUCCGUGCAAACAUUUUCAGGGCAUUUCCUUCUCCUACCGCACAUGUUCCUGAGAAAGAGAAAGAAACUGACAACAAACUCUAUGGUCCGGGGGACAAAAGGCCACUGGUUGAAGGGGCCUGGGUCCAUCUGCUAUACGUUUACGAAUUCCUCCAAAGAAUUGUUGAUGCUGGGUUGUUGCGUGAUGACCAUAUUGAGGAGUCUUUUGUUGAAAACCUGUUCAACAUUACAAUGAAUGCAGAUGACUCCAGAGAAGCUUGUUUUGUGGCAAACCUGUUGCCAUCUUUCUGGGAAAAUUUCCCGCAGAAAAGGCCCAUGAUUUGGACAACUGUACGACGCAAUCUGUCUCGUUUUGUCUCCUCCAGGCAUCGCCACAUCCCAAGUGCGGUGACCGAUCUGCUGCGGUUCGCUAGUGAGCGGAUUCGCGAGCUUCCGUUGCCACUGAAAGAUGGGCACAAACUCUUCAUCCAGCAGAUUCUGAUUCCCCUGCACAAGACCCAUGCUUACCCUGACUACAGUCUGACCUUAAACGUGAGCAUGCUAGACUUUUUAAACAAGGACUGCGAGCUCGCUAAUAUGAUGUUUGAAGGUAUUUUGAGUGGCGAUCCGAUACCACCUACCUCUGAGCUCUGUCUCUUGGAUGAACUAAAAUCCCUGAUGAAUAGCGCUCGGCUUGAAAAAAUCACUAAAUCUAAUGCUCAGCUUCUGUUUAAACGGAUUGCCAAGGGCUUGACAGGUUCAGACGUGGAUGUGGCGAAGAUUGCUUUGGACAUUUUGUCAUGGGAUAGAUUUAUUGAAUUUGCCAAACUGCACAAGAAUGUUUCUCUUCCAGUUAUAAUACCAGCGCUGCAAAAUGCAGGAAAACACUGCAUUGGGGACGAGUCUGUUCAAGUCCUUGCAGCUGAAGUUCGUAACAGGUUCUAUAAUGUUGAGAGGUAUGCUGACAGGCAGGUGGAAGGAACUUCUUCAGAUAACAAGAGGAGAAGAAUAUAGUGAUGUUAUGCAACUUACGCUUUUGAUGACAGUUUUAUACAUUUUCGUAGACUUAACACAGAAAGUGAGAGCAGCUGUAGAAGACAUAGAAGGUAGAGUGCAUUCUUACAGACGCUGGAAUUUUGGGUUUAAGUUCAUGACAGUUCGUAAGAUCUAUGCAGUUUCUCUUAUUGUGGUGUAUGUAACGCUUUUCAUAAACUUGUAAUAGCCAUGCCAUCAAAGUAUUUUUUUUCUUUUCAAGCUUUUUGAUUCGCUUUGUGUGUGAUCCUCUAAUUCUGACCAUCAACAAGAUUGAAAAGAGUUUGCCGUAUAAAGGGUCUGCCAUUUU
Rubroshorea leprosula is the source of this 1934-nucleotide messenger RNA. The record is from the annotation of a GenBank genome assembly. Lineage: Eukaryota; Viridiplantae; Streptophyta; Magnoliopsida; Malvales; Dipterocarpaceae.